AUGACAAGUCCUCUUUUUACGUCUGAACAAUGGCAAGCGAUUGUUGAUCUAUUAGAAUCUCGUUGGAAUCGUCCGGGAUCUUCAAGUAAUUUUUCUUAUUCAAUUCAAUUAGCUCGUAAUGCAAUAACUAAAUUUGAACAAUAUUUUGAAACAUUAUCACCACAAUUAACUGGUGCUGAUAAAGAUGCAUUAUUUUCAAUUAAAAAUGAUUUUACUGAUGUACGUCAUUCGACUUAUCAAGCAGCAGGAAAUAUGGAAAUACGUUAUCGAAAAUUUAAAUUACAACCAACUACAUCACUUAUUAAUCAUUUAAAUGAAAAAACUGAUGAACUUACAUUUAAAAAAUUAAUUGAACAAUCUCAAUUAUUACAAGGUAAAUUAACUCAAUUUCAUUCAACUUAUUUUUGGUGUGAAGUUAAUAAAUGGGGUAUUAUUUUAUCUAUUAUUGGUGUUGCACUUGUUAUAUUCGGUCGAGUCUUAACUGUUUUAUUACCAAAUACAAAUUGGCAUAUAUUUAUAUAUAUUAUUGGAAUGUCAAUGUUAUUAGCUGGUUUAAUUGCACUUGGUUUGAUUAAAUUUCUCGAAUACAGACGAGAUCCAACAAGUACAAUGAGAUAUUUAGAAGAAAUUCAUAAACAAAUUGAUAAACUUCGUUUUCAAUUCGAUGAUCUUAAAGCAAUUAUUGCUGAAGAUACACCACAUGAAACAAUGCAACAUGAAUUAGAUGUUGUUAUUGAAUCAAUUAAAGAACUCAAAUUAUUAUGUUUUCCAUAA
Rotaria sordida is the source of this 774-nucleotide messenger RNA. The record is from the annotation of a GenBank genome assembly. Lineage: Eukaryota; Metazoa; Rotifera; Eurotatoria; Philodinida; Philodinidae.